Messenger RNA from Pelodiscus sinensis (Chinese soft-shelled turtle), 1332 nucleotides. The record is from RefSeq and is a predicted model, not a curated record. NCBI's taxonomy places the organism in Eukaryota, Metazoa, Chordata, Testudines, Trionychidae.
GGCUCCAUGACUCCCGAGGGCUCUUCCAGCCCUGGGCUUCGCGAUUCUCUGAGAGGCCUGGCCGGUUCCUCGGGCUGGUUUCUUACAUCGUGCUGCUUCCGUGGGCGGAGCCCAGCCACGCCGGCUCCCAAACCGUUUUUGUUUCCGUUGCAGGCCACCGACAAGCGGCGAGCCCUGGAGUAGACCAUGGCGUACAGCACCCAGUCCUUGGCGAGCGUGGCCUACCAGGUCAGCAACCUGGCCGGCAAGGUGCUCCAGCUGCUGGACCUGCAGGCGAGCGAACUCCGCCAGGUGGAGGCCAGUGUCUGCUGCCUCGCGCAGGUGGUGGACAUGCACAAGGAGAAAGUGUCGCGGCGGGAGAUCGGAACGUUGACUGUCUGUAAGAGGCCCCCCCCCUACCAGAAAAUCAUCUAUCCAACCUACCAGGAGCCGCUGGAAGCCUACUUCCGGAAACCCCUCAACUUCAGCAUCCUGGACGACGUGGGCCACGGGAUAAAGGACCACAGCACCCAACUGGGCCGAACAGGAACCUUGACCCGGAAAGGAACCAAGUCGUCAUCUGGAGCAGGUGCAGGCACCCUGGGGAGAAACCCUCGUAUCCUGGAGCCCAUUCAAGUGCCCGUGGUUCCGGAAGGGAGACUCGCCGCUGCGUCCUCAACAGCCCCCAGGUACCAGUCUGAGCUGCUCCUCCCCCUUCCAGUGGUGACGCUCUACCCCUACGUGGCGCAGAAGGCCACCGAGCUGGCCUUCCCCGAAGGGGCCGUCAUCUACGUCACCCGCAAGUACUCGGACGGCUGGUGCGAGGGGGUGACCACGGAGGCAGAGGGCUUCUUCCCAGGCAACUACGUGGAACCUUUCUGCAGCUGAGCCAGCGUGGAGACGGGAGCUCGCUCUGCUGGGAACCCACCGAGGUUUUCUCCCUGCACUCGCCCCCAUCGCUGGGUUAACGGAGCCCCUGCUGCCGGCCCAGCCAGUGCAUUCCCCGCGAGGCUGCCCCCACCGCCCGCACGCCGCGCCACUCAGUCGAGGGUUAGCGGCUCCCCCCUGCCGGGCUGGGCACAGCCAGAGCCAGGCCCCAGGCAGAUGGGAGCCCAGGCCUUGCCAAGAGCAGCGUUGGAGGCCCAGGAACAGGCCCUGCUAUUUCUAUGAGGUCAGAUCAUAAGGCCCCCCGAGGCCAAAGGAAGUGCUGCCGUUGAGUAUCAAUGGGGAGCCGCAUGAAGCCUUCCCCGUGGAAUCGCUUUGCUUUCGGCGUCGAUUAAUCUCCGGGUGGAACAUGUGCCGUGACCAGCGUCGGAGCAGCCCGGGGAGCCUGCGUUCCUGGCCUGCCCACCG